Bufo gargarizans (Asiatic toad) is the source of this 1171-nucleotide messenger RNA. RefSeq names its product estrogen receptor binding site associated antigen 9 (gene EBAG9). The transcript is spliced from 8 exons. The coding region runs from base 245 to 850 and encodes 201 amino acids. Gene Ontology annotation, cellular component: secretory granule. The record is from RefSeq and is a predicted model, not a curated record. NCBI's taxonomy places the organism in Eukaryota, Metazoa, Chordata, Amphibia, Anura, Bufonidae.
UUGCGUCGUCCUCCUCCUGGACAGCCGCUGGCCAAAGUGGAGAAGAGAAGUGCUGUUAUUUCCUCCUUGUGUGUGCCCGGACCUUGCCUCGCAUGCUGCCGCCUGAUGGGCGCUGCACACCCGGAGCCGGGCGCACGCUGACCUGCAGUCCGUCCCAUGCAGGUGCAUUGUGGUGACUGCAGAGCUGCGGUGCCUGUGAAUGAAGCUUCGAGGAGCCGCCGCUCAGAGGUAAAGAGCUGUCAGGAUGGCGGUCACACAGUUCCGCCUCUUUAAGAUCUGCACUUGCCUGGCUUCCAUCCUCGCCUUCUUCAAGAGGUUAAUAUGCAGGUCUGGACGUGGCAGAAAGUUAAGUGGUGACCAGAUAACGCUACCAACCACUGUAGACUUCUCCUCCGUUCCUAAGCAGGUGGAGGAGUGGAGUUCUUGGGAUGAUGAGGUCCCCACAAGUGUGAAGAUCGAAGGUGGAAAUGAGUCUUCUGAGGAAGAAGAACCUGAUUACUUCAAGGACAUGGCGCCGACCAUCAGGAAAACGCAGAAGAUAAUUGUUAAGAAAAGAGAGCCAAUCAAUUAUAGUAUCCCAGAUGGAAGCCUAGGAUUUUCAAGCAGACUGGCGGCGACGCAGGAUAUUUCUUUUGUUCAAUCAGCAGAAUUGGGCGACUUGGAAACAUGGCAAGAAAACUCAAAUGCUUGGGAGGAAGAUGCUGCUUGGCAGGCCGAGGAGGUUCUAAGGCAACAGAAAAUGGCCGACCGGGAGAAGCGAACGGCAGAGCAGCAAAGAAAGAAGAUGGAGAAAGAUGUGCAGCGGCAAAUGAAGAAGGAACAGAACAAAAUCGGAGUGAAAUUAUCCUAACGGGCCACAAAUCCCGAUGCAGCGGGCGCCGCUCAUCGGACAAACACUUAUCUCUCUCUUACAAUAUUUCCUUAUCGGUGGAUGGAAACGCUCGCCGCACACGGUCACUGGGAUUUACGGGAACUCACAGCCCCUUUAUUAACUUUUUAAGACUUUGGAUUACAGAACCAGAUGAUUUCUUUGCCUCCUCAGACUAGCGCAUGGAACUCGUACAAUUAAAAGAUUACAGAAAAAAAAAGGUGUAAAUAAUUAUUGGUGGAAAUCGACUGCUCAAUUAUGCUGUGUGACAAAUGUAAUUAUUAAUUAAAGAAUUUUAAAGAA